This is a messenger RNA of Ilyonectria robusta, 811 nucleotides long. RefSeq lists its product as uncharacterized. The transcript has a single exon. Bases 142 to 552 code for a protein of 136 amino acids. NCBI's taxonomy places the organism in Eukaryota, Fungi, Ascomycota, Sordariomycetes, Hypocreales, Nectriaceae. The record is from RefSeq and is a predicted model, not a curated record.
GCUUACUCCGUCCUGGUCCCAGCUGCAUCAGCACCGCAGCGGGCACACGCCAGUGAGGGAAUCCGACGCAGUCGGCUCACCUGCACCCAAGACCCCAAAUGGCUGUCCCAGACCGGCAUAGACUUGGCGUGGCAUGAAACCAUGUUGAUACGCACAGGAUUUGCUGCAGCAAACAAUAACAAUGUGACCAACGCGCCUAGCUCGCUACUUGCUGCUGUUUCGUGCUCCCGCCGACCACCGUCCAGGGUUGCUUCUAGAUGCCAAGAGCAGAGGCGCUGGCCGGUCGCUGAGCCACUCAAGCGGACGUCAACACCUUGCCAACCAGCCUCGAUCCGAUGCCCCGCUCUGCAGCGCGUAGUGCGCCACAGCUGGCGAACGCACCCACGGGGUACAAGCCAAGGACCAGGAUGCGUGCGGCUUCAUCAAUACAUCUUGGCAUCGCCCAACUCCCUUGAAUUUUCGGCCGUUUUCAACGUAAAGCAGUCCGCAUCCGCCGCCGCCCUUGGCCCUCCCACGCCAAACCAUUCGCUUUCGGCUCGCAUCUGUCAUUGAUCAUCCAGCUCGCACGGCGAUGGCCCAAAGCCCUAAAUGUCUAAACUUAGCGUACAUAGGUACUGGGAUGGCAAGCAGCCCGCCCGCGUAUUCAAAGCUCCAUCAGUGGUCUAAGAUGGGCAGGGCAGGGCAACUUGACUUGAACAGUGGCUCAUUCGGCUGGCGACUCUGAAUGAUGACGGCUUGGCCCGUGUAUGAACGCUAUUGGUAUAUCCGGGCAUAGCAUUUGUUUCGGGUCGCGAAGUUACCCAAGAGGUGC